This is a messenger RNA of Lycium barbarum (goji berry), 1743 nucleotides long. RefSeq names its product WD repeat-containing protein DWA2-like. NCBI's taxonomy places the organism in Eukaryota, Viridiplantae, Streptophyta, Magnoliopsida, Solanales, Solanaceae. Gene Ontology annotation, biological process: protein ubiquitination. Gene Ontology annotation, molecular function: protein binding. The record is from RefSeq and is a predicted model, not a curated record. The transcript has 14 exons. Bases 213 to 1265 code for a protein of 350 amino acids.
GAAGCAUCAGUAACAUAAAUUGAGAAGAGAGGUUAAAAGAUUAGAAAGUGGAUUAACAGAAAAUAGAAAAUUAAACAAAAUGAAGAAAUAAUUAAAAAAAAAAAAUUGAACUGGAGAAGUAUUUAACUAUAUCGCAAGUUGCCGCGAGUGUGUUGAAGUUCCAAAAUAUCGUCAUUUUAAGAUCUGCGAAAAGCUCUAUACACUGCGAUUCAAUGCAAGGAGGAUCUAAUGGAGUUGGUUAUGGUCUCAAAUAUCAGGCACGAUGCAUCGCUGAUGUGAAAGCCGAUACGGAUCACACCAGUUUUCUCACCGGAACUCUCAGUCUCAAAGAAGAAAAUGAGGUACAUUUGAUUAGGCUUUCUUCAACUGGCACUGAAUUGAUCUGUGAAGGUCUGUUUUCUCAUCCUAAUGAGAUCUGGGACCUGGCUUCGUGUCCGUUCGAUCAACGUAUAUUCUCUACCGUUUUUUCGUCUGGUGAAACAUACGGGGCAGCAAUAUGGCAGAUCCCUGAGUUGUAUGGCCAGCUUAAUUCUCCACAACUAGAGAGGAUUGCGUCUCUUGAUGCUCAUAGUUCGAAGAUAAAGUGCACACUUUGGUGGCCAACAGGAAGGCAUGACAUGUUGGUUAGCAUUGAUGAGCAGAAUCUUUUCCUCUGGAGCUUUGAUACUUCAAAGAAGAAUGCACAGGUACAAUCACAAGAAUCAGCAGGUGUGCUACAUUCUUUAUCUGGGGGCGCCUGGGAUCCUCAUGAUUAUAAUGCUCUAGCACUAACAUCUGAAUCAUCAGUCCAACUUUGGGAUCUACGGACAAUGAAGAAAACGAAUUCAAUUGAUCAUCCCCAUGUCCGUAAUUUGGAUUACAAUGUGAAGAGAAAGUAUAUGCUAGUAACAGCUGAAGAUGAAUCUGGGAUACAUAUAUGGGAUCUUAGAAUGCUGAAGUUUCCAGUCCUUGACCUCCCUGGACAUACUCACUGGACAUGGACUGUCAAGUGCAAUCCUGAAUAUGAAGACUUAAUUCUGAGUGCUGGAACUGAUUCUGCUGUCAAUCUGUGGCUGGCUUCUCCUCCUAGUGGUGACAAACCAACUACAGAGAGCUUUGACUCCCCUUAUAAGCCAGUGGAUCCAUUGCUUAAUUCAUAUAGUGACUAUGAAGACAGUGUAUAUGGACUUGCUUGGAGCUGUCGAGAGCCGUGGAUAUUUGCAUCAUUGUCAUAUGAUGGAAGGGUGGUUGUAGAAUCAACAAAGCCUCAUCUUCCAAGAAAAUGAAUCAGAACAAGCCGAAAAUCUUGCAGGAGAUCUCUUUGAUUUUAUCCAGUAUGACGUUUGCAGUUCAUUUUCAUGCGGAAGCUUCUAAGCCUGCAACUUCACUCCAGAUUGAAUUUGCUUAAACGUUUGGCACAUGGUCAUUUACAUUUUUCAUUCACUUUAGUUUAUGGUCGUUAUAUCUUUGCACGUUUUAGAGGGUCAGAAAAGAGUGAUGUCACAUCUUCGCAUCUUUUAGAUUCUAUUUUCAAUGAACUUCCGACCAGGUACUCAUAAUGGGAUCCACUCAAUGAGUCAAUGUUAUUAUCCAACUAUGUCACAAGGUCACUAAAGUAGACUAUUCUUCUGUAGCCAAGUAUUAAGUUCUAUUUUGGUGACCACUUUUCCUUGAACACACAGAGAACCGGGUCCAUGACGCCCUAAUCUUUUACUGUACUCGUUUAGUUUUGCGAAAAUAUAUUAUGCUAAUAUUCCGUAAAAA